Molecule: messenger RNA, 1830 nt
Organism: Cinclus cinclus
Lineage: Eukaryota; Metazoa; Chordata; Aves; Passeriformes; Cinclidae
Product: tyrosine-protein kinase ZAP-70
Exons: 12
Coding region: 1-1830 (609 amino acids)
Biological process (GO): cell differentiation; innate immune response; intracellular signal transduction
Cellular component (GO): extrinsic component of cytoplasmic side of plasma membrane; cytoplasm
Molecular function (GO): signaling receptor binding; ATP binding; non-membrane spanning protein tyrosine kinase activity
Source: RefSeq, a predicted model, not a curated record
AUGCCGGACGCCGCUGCCCACCUGCCCUUCUACUACGGCAGCAUCGCGCGCGCGGAGGCCGAGGAGCACCUGAAGCUGGCGGGGAUGGCGGACGGGCUGUUCCUGCUGCGGCAGUGCCUGCGCAGCCUGGGAGGCUACGUGCUGUCCAUGGUGUGCGACCUGCAGUUCUACCACUACCCCAUCGAGCGCCAGCUCAACGGCACCUACGCCAUCCUGGGGGGCAAGGCGCACUGCGGCCCCGAGGAGCUCUGCGAGUUCUACUCCAAGGACGCCGACGGGCUCUGCUGUCCCCUGCGCAAGCCCUGCAACCGCCCCAGCGGCGUGGAGCCCCAGCCCGGAGUGUUCGACAGCAUGAGGGACAACAUGGUGCGGGAAUACGUGCGGCAGACCUGGAAACUGGAGGGGGAUGCCCUGGAACAGGCCAUCAUCAGCCAGGCUCCCCAGGUGGAGAAGCUCGUGGCCACCACAGCCCACGAGAGGAUGCCCUGGUACCACGGCAAUAUCAGCCGGGAGGAAGCAGAGAGGAGGCUCUACUCGGGGGCACAGCCUGAUGGCAAAUUCCUGCUGAGAGAAAAGAAGGAGAACCGUGCCUAUGCCCUGUCCCUCGUCUAUGGCAAGACUGUGUAUCACUACCGGGUGGGUCACGAUAAAUCUGGGAAAUAUUCCAUUCCUGAGGGCACCAAGUUCGACACGCUCUGGCAGUUGGUGGAGUAUUUAAAACUCAAACCAGACGGGCUGAUUUUCUACCUGAGGGAAGCCUGCCCCAACCCCAACAUGCCAGCCUCUGCAGCACCAGUUCCACCCACCCACCCCUCCGUGAGUAGAAACCUGGGCCCCCUCAAUGCAGAUGGAUACACCCCAGACCCUGUAGGGGCAGGAAAAUCCCGGCUGCUGCCCAUGGACACCAGCGUCUACGAGAGCCCCUACAGUGACCCCGAGGAACUGAAAGACAAGAAGUUGUUCCUGAAGAGGGACCACCUGAUGAUUGAUGAGGUGGAACUGGGGGCCGGAAACUUUGGCUGCGUCAAGAAGGGAGUUUACAAAAUGAGGAAGAAGCAGAUUGACGUGGCCAUCAAGGUGCUGAAGAGCAACAAUGAGAAGACAGUGAAGGAUGAGAUGAUGAAGGAAGCACAGAUCAUGCACCAGCUGGACAACCCCUACAUUGUCCGCAUGAUUGGGGUGUGUGAGGCCGAGUCAUUGAUGCUCGUGAUGGAGAUGGCUUCUGGAGGGCCCCUCAACAGGUUCUUGGCUUCCAAGAAGGACGAGAUUACAACAAGCAACAUCGUGGAGCUGAUGCACCAGGUGUCCAUGGGAAUGAAGUACCUGGAGGAAAAGAACUUUGUCCACAGGGACCUGGCAGCCAGGAAUGUCCUGCUGGUCAACCAGCACUACGCCAAGAUCAGUGACUUUGGGCUCUCCAAGGCUCUGGGGGCUGAUGACAGCUACUACAAGGCCAGGACAGCAGGGAAGUGGCCCUUGAAGUGGUACGCCCCAGAGUGCAUCCUCUACCACAAGUUCUCCAGCAAGAGCGAUGUGUGGAGCUAUGGUGUGACCAUGUGGGAGGCCUUCAGCUUUGGGCAGAAACCCUACAAGAAAAUGAAGGGCCCCGAGGUGAUCAGCUUCAUAGAGCAGGGCAAGCGCAUGGACUGUCCCCAGGAGUGCCCAGCAGAGAUGUACGCCCUGAUGCAGCAGUGCUGGACAUACAGAUGGGAAGAACGUCCAGGAUUUGUGGCUGUGGAAAACAUCAUCCGCUCCUACUACUACUGCAUCGCUGCCAAGCCUGAAAAUGGGCCAGACACAGGGGACAAGGCCAAAGCAGCUCUUCCUUGA